Messenger RNA from Trichomonas vaginalis G3, 594 nucleotides. Its product is annotated as glycine-rich protein family. The transcript has a single exon. Lineage: Eukaryota; Parabasalia; Trichomonadida; Trichomonadidae. The record is from RefSeq and is a predicted model, not a curated record. The coding region runs from base 1 to 594 and encodes 197 amino acids.
AUGUUGUUUAACGAAACUGUAUUCCAACUUGUCUUUUAUCACGACGUAAGAACAGUUGAGGAGUAUUUUACUAAAACAAACGUUCGAUAUUUCAUUGGUCAAUACAGAUAUAGUAUAUUAUCAGAUCUUGAAAACGAAAAAUACUACAAAACUAACGACAAGUAUGAGUUUCUUCUUCACUACCCCGAACUUAACGAAAGUAGCUAUAAUUGGUGGCGUCAGAGUCUUUCUCCCACUAUCCAAAAUGAAAACUCAUCCAAGCAAGGCACCGAUGACCACUAUGUUCUUGGAUAUGAAAAUAUAAGUGUUCAAAGAACAUCUAAUAAUUGGGGUGGAUUAAGUUUAACUGCUAAUAAAUACGGUUCGUAUAUUAAUGGUGAUAUUAAUACCAUUGGUUGGCACUAUGCUAUUGGAUGUUAUGGACAUGAGUCAGGGAUUCCAGGUCCUUUUGGAGGCAAACCUAAUUAUUUAAAGUUUGUAGCACUUUACGAUAAGAUUAAUAAUCUUAACAUGAUAAAAUGUAUAACAAUUAAAUUUAAUAGAAAUUCAUUCUUAAAUUCCAACUUAUUACUCUAUGUUAUUAUAAUCGUGUAA